Molecule: messenger RNA, 1089 nt
Organism: Leptopilina heterotoma
Lineage: Eukaryota; Metazoa; Arthropoda; Insecta; Hymenoptera; Figitidae
Gene: lsn
Product: vacuolar-sorting protein SNF8
Exons: 2
Coding region: 228-983 (251 amino acids)
Biological process (GO): protein transport to vacuole involved in ubiquitin-dependent protein catabolic process via the multivesicular body sorting pathway
Cellular component (GO): ESCRT II complex
Source: RefSeq, a predicted model, not a curated record
CAGACACCGACUGUCAAAAGUGUCAAAAGUGUCAAAAGCAAGAGCAAGCAAGAGUAAUAAAGAUUUCUCAUUUUAAAAAAUUUAUUUAUUAAAUAUUCUACCCUUGUAAAGUGUAAAAAUACUUUUAAUUUGUUAGCAGAAAAGUUGGAAAAUUAGUAAAUAAAAAGUGUAUAAUCUUAAUAAUAUCAAAGUUGUUGUAAAAGAUUCAACGAAGAAAUUAGAUAAAAAUGAGAAGAAAAGCUGGAAUAGGAGCAAUUCAUAAACAAAAGCUCGAGCAAGAAAAAUACAAAGACAAAGGUACAGAAAUUCAGGAAAAUCAAUUUGAACAAAUGACAAAACAAAUGGAAACAUUUCGCAUAAAUCUCGAAGAAUUUGCAACAAAGCAUAAAACAGAAAUAAAAAAGAAUGCACAAUUUCGUCGACAAUUCACCGAGAUGUGCGCAUCAAUUGGUGUCGAUCCAUUAGCAUCGGGUAAAGGUUUUUGGUCAGUACUUGGAAUUGGUGAUUUUUAUUAUGAACUUGCAGUGCAAAUUGUCGAAGUAUGUUUAGCAACAAAUGAAAAGAAUGGUGGUUUAAUAUCACUCGAUGAAUUACGCGAACGUUUAAUUCAAGCACGAGGAAGACGUAAGGAACAUCAGGAAAUAACCAACGAUGAUCUUUUGGCAGCAGCGAAAAAAUUGAAAAUUUUUGGCAAUGGCUUUUCCGUCGUUCCAAUUGGUCGCGGUAAAUAUUUAGUGCAAUCGGUACCUGGCGAAUUGAGUAUGGAUCAUACGGCGGUAUUACAGCAAGUUAGUUUAUCGGGAAAUGCUUUUAUUUCGAAAAGUGUUUUACAAAAGGAACUCAAGUGGGAGGAUGGAAGAGCGGAGAAAGCUCUCAAUCAUAUGGUUAAAGAAGGAUUGGCCUGGCUCGACAAUCAAGGAGAAGAAGAAAUUUUAUAUUGGUUUCCAAGUUUGUUCACUGCUUGCAUUAUGUCGAAAGAAUAGUUUUCAUUUUUUUUAACUGUUAAUUAAUUAAGAGAAUAAUUUUACUUUAAAUUUGAACUGUACGAAAUUUUAUUUUCAGAAUAAAAUAAUAAUUUUGUUAUGGAAA